Molecule: messenger RNA, 1943 nt
Organism: Aplysia californica (California sea hare)
Lineage: Eukaryota; Metazoa; Mollusca; Gastropoda; Aplysiida; Aplysiidae
Source: RefSeq, a predicted model, not a curated record
UCCCUAUAAAAACUUUGUCACGAAAGUUGAGUACCAUGGGCAGCGACAUUACGCCUAAGUGUAGUAAUAAACACCAGUAUCUCUAGAUCUAUAGUCAAGUGCACACAACACCUUUCACAUAAUUUGUGCUUCAUUUUGCUAAGACGACGCGUUCUUUAGUGAGCGGGAAAUAGGUCAGAGAGCAUGAUAUAGGAUAUUAUAAUAAAAGUUCACUGGGCCACAUCCUCAGGACCGCAGACGUCGCUGUCUAUGGAGACUGAGAUGGAGAGAACGGAUGAAAGAACUCAAAGCAACAAUACGGACGAGAAAUCACCCGCAUCCAGCCAACAACCCACCCAGCCUUGUGACCCAGCCCACCUAGUGACCAGGCCUCUGACCUCUGUGACGUCACGCACACCCCCGGUCCUCCAGUCCUGGCUCGGCGGGGGGAGAGACCACGCCGUGACCGCCCACGCCUUCGUCUCUGCUGCGCUGGCCCCUGUGCUGAAGUCCGAGAUACCCGCUCGACUGUUCGAAGGUCGCGACACCACAACCGGAAGUUACGUCACUCUCCAGAACAAAGACGAGAACCCGUGCCGUCAGGAACUGGACAGCCUUCUCGCCUGUGCCAGUUUUGUCUUCGACAUCCCCUCGUGUCUGGCCGCUAGAGACCGGCUAGCUACCUGUGUACGGGAGAACGAAGCUUACGAGGCUGCUGACACUACUUACAGUUUGAUCAAGUUGGAUGAAGUCGAAACGUUGUAAUUUGUGUGCACAGCAUUUUGUGUGAUGACGAUGUCAUUCACGAGACACAAGGCAAGAGAUGGAGAUCCUGACACUGCUGGCAAAUAUAAACACUCACAACAGACACCUUUGACCAAGGACCGCCCAUCGCUAGGUCCCAGUUUGCUGUUUAUAGAACGACAUGAGCCUAAUAUGGGUCGAAAAGACAACCCAUGCAAGAAGGAAUGGAGCAACUUUGAAAUGUCCAGAGUGUACCCGUUCGAGUCCUACUCUCGACGUAUGAUGGAGCUGUACAAGUGCAUGCAGAGAAACAGGGAUUACUUCCCUCGUUGACCACUCUCCGCCUCAGCAAUGACGAACGGUAUAGGAGUCAAGCAGGAGUCAUCGCCAGUCUGAGGGCGUGGCAGCACUGACGUCAUAAUUUUUUGGAAAAAGAUAAGACAAAAAAAGAUUAGAUCAGUUACGAUGAGUUAGGAUAAGGUAGGAUAAGAUAACAUAAAGAAUUUAUUGACCCCCUCGAUCAAACAGGAAUUUGCAGGAACUACUGUAAAUCCAUACACGCACACGCACGCCCACACGUACACGCCCACACGCACCCACCAACGCACACGUGGGCACGUACACACACGCAUGCACACACACAUGAUACACUCCAGUAAUCUCAGAGAGUUAUCUCUACAAACAAAAUGUUGCAUGUGCCAGUGCCAGUCAAACCAGACGCAAGUCAGAAAUUUCACCAAAAAAUUUGUCUGAGAGUCGAGAGCGGAAUUUUAUGGUGUCCGUUUUGAGCGUCAAUAUAGUGACGUUUUUUUUGGUGGUGUUUUUUUGUUUCUUUGUUUUCUUUAAAAUUGUUCAUUUUGAAAAAGCCAGUUGCUAGCAAUUCGUAAAAGAGUCUGUGAAUAUACCAAUAGAUGCUUUACGAUCGACAAUGUCUAUUUAAUAAUAUAUACAAUACAUGUUUCUAAUGUUUUUAUUUAAUAUUGCAGUAUGCAGAAUCCAAGUUCGUUUAUUCUAUUUAGCAAUAAUGCUCCAAGUUUAUUUAAUCUUGCAAUAUGAACCAAGCUUGUUUAUUAUAACAAUAAUUUGUUUAUUUGAUAUAGCAAUAGCAAUCGUGCUCCAAGUUUAUUUUAUAUGACAACACUUGUUCCAGGCUCGUUUUUUUUUCCAAUAAAAUAUUGCAACAUCUAAUAUUAUUUUGUUUUUCGUUUUCUUUGACUAAA